Chionomys nivalis (European snow vole) is the source of this 1072-nucleotide messenger RNA. It is a transcript of the gene Dnaaf6, whose product is annotated as dynein axonemal assembly factor 6. The coding region runs from base 63 to 719 and encodes 218 amino acids. The transcript has 7 exons. The record is from RefSeq and is a predicted model, not a curated record. Gene Ontology annotation, biological process: flagellated sperm motility; axonemal dynein complex assembly. Lineage: Eukaryota; Metazoa; Chordata; Mammalia; Rodentia; Cricetidae. Gene Ontology annotation, molecular function: protein-folding chaperone binding; dynein intermediate chain binding. Gene Ontology annotation, cellular component: cytoplasm.
CGCACAGCGAGCGGCAGUCUAUUUUCGGAGCCUAGGCUGUGACCGGAGCACUGACCAAGAAUAUGGAAUCGGAAAACACAGAAGCUGAAAAUAUGGAAACAGAAAAUUUGGAAGCAAAAGGCAUAGAAGCUAAAAAUAUGAAGAUUAAGACAUUGCCUUCUGUCUCAGACCUGAAAGCACUUUCCAGUCUACUGUAUCCUGAGGAAGAGGAUGAUUUGGAUGCUGGACAGGAACAACUCUCACCUGCUAUUGGAACCAUGAGCCCUGGGAAUAUUGGGCCACCUAAAGCCAAAGAGCCCAAAGCCAUCCCUAAAUCCAGUGGUAAUGAAAGUGAGAAUAUCUGGAAUCCAGACGAAGUUCCGGAAGGAGCAGAGCAUGAUGAUAUAUGGGAUGUUCGAGAAAUCCCAGAUUAUGAGAUUGUAUUCCAACAAACUGUGGGAACUGAGGACAUAUACCUUGGACUAACAAGAAAGGAUCCUUCAACAGCAUGCUGUCAGGAGCUGGUGGUGAAAAUUAAACUGCCCGAUACAAACCCUUCUGAAAUUCAAAUUGAUAUCCAAGAAACUCUCCUUGAUCUUCGCACUCCUAAAAAGAAGCUGAUAGUAAACUUCCCCCGGCCCGUGGAACGUAACAGCGCUAAAGCAUCCUAUAUCCAGGAAGCUGAAACACUUGAAGUCAGGAUGACUCUGCAAAGAGACUUUGAUUUCGAUCUUUCCUGAAACUGUAUGAAUAAAGAAAAGAAAAGGGAAAAACACAUGACAAUGAAACAGGUUUUCUUUAAACUUUGAAUGUUGGUUAUGUCCUCUUUUGUUUUCUGACAUAUUUUAGAAAGGUCCAGAACUUUAGUGGUGUUUUGAUCUGUUACAGUCACUUCUGUUACUCUUAGGAAACAUGGUUCUCUCAUACAAUAGGGUGCUGCUCCAUUUUUAUAGUGAGAGAUGAAUAAGAUAUUUACAGGUUAUCCAACAAGAUUACAUUAUCAAUUGCAAAUGCAACUAUGACCAUAAAAUAGGUGAUUCACUUAAAUCAACAGUCUGAAGAUCUAGUUCAUUACACUCUGAUAGAACCUGCU